ACGUGAACACACAUUCACUCACUGUUGCAGUCAUUUCACUGUCACUUCGUAUUCAAUAUUGUCUUUCAUUUGGUUUGACAUCUGGUUUGCCAUGAAAUCUGAAGAUUCAAAUGUUGGACACAUGGAGGAAGAGGCGCGCAGACGGAAGGAGCGGUUAGAGCGCCUCAAGAGUAAGACCACCAAAGAAAACACGGAUAAUAAUCACCAAAAUUCAGAUGACAAACAAGUUUUGCCGAAACCACAUUUUCGUUCAUAUAAUCCAAAUGACGAGACAUUAAAGGAGAGGUCUUUGCCGAAAGCAAAGCCCGAAUCAGUUGAGGAGCAAAUCAAAGACCAAUUGUUGGAAUUGACUAAAGAAGAGCCGGUGAUCGAUGAAGUGGACUUAACGAGUUUAGCGCCGCGUAAAGUCGAUUGGGAUCUGAAGAGGAAUUUACAGAAAAAAUUGGAUAAACUCGAGAAUAGGACACAGAAAGCCAUCGCUGAACUGAUCCGAGAAAGACUUCGAGAGACGUCGGCAACUGAUUUAGUGGCCGCUACUCAAGACCUCGAGGCCACACAAAAAGCCGACGAUUCCGAUGACGACUGAUCCACUCAUUUGAUUGCAAUUGAAACUGAUUUUCAUUAAUAAAUUGAAACCAUUUUUAUAAUUUGAUUCAUUUUCAUAAAUCAAAUAAACAUAACUUUUAUUUUACCGGU
Oppiella nova is the source of this 696-nucleotide messenger RNA. The record is from the annotation of a GenBank genome assembly. Lineage: Eukaryota; Metazoa; Arthropoda; Arachnida; Sarcoptiformes; Oppiidae.